AUGUUUCCUACUCUCGGUUUGUUCAGCAAGCUGCCAUGUCCAGAGAAACAGUCUUGCAGACGCGUCAAUUGCCUGUACACUCACGAUCCCGACGUUGUCUACCAGUCUCCGAUCACCAUCGUCGUUGAUGUUGCCCCCACACCUCCCUCAGAACAGCCGCCACCAUCAUCAUCGUCUCAACAUGCACAGAAAGCCUUCCCGUCUAUAUUACCUGCAAAGCGCUCUGUUAGCUCGCCGUUACACGCUGUCGCAGGCAGCAGUGAUGCUUCCAAUCAAGAGCCUCCAAGAAAACUGCAGAGGACCGGGCCGUUACAGAAAUCAAUAGCUGUACCUACAGCGUCCCAUACGUCUACGGGCGUACCUGUGCUUCGCGUCAGUGCGGCACAGUCCCAAGUUCCUAUUUCCGUUCGUCAGGCAAUGCUCAAGAAUCUCUAUGAUCAUUUUCUUGUUCUCUAUGAGAAGAUACUUCCCGCGAACCCGUCGUUAGCGUCGGAACAUGCCUUGCGUCAGGAAGAAGAGGUGUACAACAUCUCCACGAAGUAUACCUAUCGCAAUGCGGUUAUCUCUUCAAUCGCUACUCUCAAGAAACGAUCAUUUCCUGAUCACUUCUCCCACCCGUCUGUCGGGACUGAAUGUGAUGUCACCAAGCGAGAGGAGGCGCGAAAGAAGAUGGAGGCGCUGCGUCUCACUGCAUCUCAACUUGAACCUUACGUUCUCUCCGUAGAUGAAAUGAGACGAUGGGGUUAUAUCGUAGAUAUUCCACCGGGCUCUGGAGGGGAGCGAUCUAGUGAAGAGGGCUCCAUCAAGACCUGCGAACGAUGUCGCCAGCAAUUCAAGGUCAAGCGAGCAGAGGAAGCAGAUGAGUGCGUUUUCCACUGGGGAAAGCCCUAUUCCUCCAAGGUAAAUGGCGAGAGGAGGCGCCUCUACACCUGUUGCUCGCGCUCAAUGGACGACGAAGGCUGUGAACGAGGACCACACGUUUUCUAUGACUUAACGCCCGAAGACCUGCAUCUUCGACACCCGUUUUCGUUCACACCAGGGACAUCGCCGGAGCAAUCAGACAAUUCGUCCACUGACUCUGAUAUGACCGCAGACACUGCGUUGGAUAUCGUAGCUCUGGAUUGUGAGAUGAUAUACACCACAGGCGGCAUGCGUGUCGCCCGAGUAUCUGCCGUAGAUUCCACUGGAAAGGAAGUAUUCGAUGAACACGUCAGGAUGGAUGAGGGGGUCGAGGUCAUUGAUUUCAACACCCGCUUUUCUGGCAUCACUGCAGAGUCAUACAAGACUGCACUUCUGCCCCUCUCUGGUAUUCGAGCUUCACUGGAUGCACUCGUCAGCUCGAAAACCAUCGUCAUUGGUCACGGCCUCGACAAUGACCUGAAGACUCUGCGAAUGAUUCAUUAUCGAUGUGUCGACACGGCGAUCAUGUUCCGGCAUCCCUCAGGUCCGCCUUUCCGGCGUGCUCUCAGAAAUCUCGUCAAGGAGUUCCUCGGAAGGACAAUCCAGGCCGGAGGUGGCACGGUCGGUCACAGUUCUGUGGAAGACUCGGUUGCUACCCUCGACCUGGUACGAUGGCAGGUCUUGAAUAACCCGAAUCCUCGACCAAAGGUAGAUACCAAGCCAUCGGAGACCCACAAUGUGGGACCAUCUUGA
Molecule: messenger RNA, 1653 nt
Organism: Sparassis crispa
Lineage: Eukaryota; Fungi; Basidiomycota; Agaricomycetes; Polyporales; Sparassidaceae
Product: RNA exonuclease 3
Exons: 7
Coding region: 1-1653 (550 amino acids)
Cellular component (GO): nucleus
Molecular function (GO): nucleic acid binding; exonuclease activity
Source: RefSeq, a predicted model, not a curated record